AUGAUCUCAGAAAUGCUUUUACGCCUACUGGUGAUUACAGCCAUUAUUACUGAUGCAUCAGGUUUGGUUGUCACUCAUUGUGAUGCCUGUCACGACCGUGCUACCUGCACUCCCCUUCUGAAGGCGGGCCAGACAGACUCCCUUCACUCUGUGAACUGUACAUGUAAGGACGGUUUCUCUGGGAAUGGCAUGAACUGUUACAACACUACAUCUUGCAGUGCCCCAACCUCGCCCUGCUGUAGCCACGGUUACCGUUGGGCUACAGGGCAGGGCUGUGUUGAUGUGGAUGAGUGUGCAGCCCCUCAGAGUCCCUGUGUCGCCCCUCUUUUUUGUGUGAACACUCCUGGGUCCUUCAACUGCUUGCUCCCCCCAGUUAACAACAACCCAAGCUCCAAUCCCCGCUCGGUGCAGUUCAGUUGUGGGAACACUGUGUGUAACCUGGGCCAGGACUGCAUCACCAUCAACGGGGUCCCUCGCUGCGCUGACCCGUGCCAACACUACACCGCCUUGGACGAGCCUUGGCGUGCUAUCAACUUCAGGACCAAGGGCACUCCACACUGUGACAUGAAUGUUAACUGGCAAGGCUGGUACCGGCUGUUCCUGGAUGGUGCUAGUGUUCAGAUGCCUGAGAGAUGUGUGUCUCCAUGGAUGUGUGGCACCCAUGCCCCUCUGUGGCUCAAGAGCCCUCAUCCAGUGAGGUCAGACGGCAUUGUUCAAGGCAAUGUGUGUGGCAGCUGGGUGACAGGCUGCUGUAAUUUUGAGUUCCCCAUUCAUGUUAAAGCUUGUUCUGCAAACUACUACGUGUACAAGUUUGUUAAACCACCGCUGUGUUUCCUGGCUUAUGCGGCAGAUGUAAAUACCAAAGUCUGUAGUACCUGCAAAACAGGGGAAUCUUGUGUCAGUGAGGACAAAAUCAACUGGAUGUGUGUGGCAACAGACCCUGUCAGACUGGUUGGAGGUGAUAACAAAUGCUCAGGUAGAGUGGAGCUGUACCAUAGCGGCCGAUGGGGAACAGUGUGUGACGAUGACUGGAACAUCAAGGCAGCAGAAGUGGUGUGUAGACAGAUGGGUUGUGGGAAGGCCGUUGCUGCCAGAGUGAAUGGAUACUUCGGUCCAGGUUCUGGACCCAUCUGGUUGGAUAACACCAGAUGUAUCGGCAACGAAUCCUACAUUACACAGUGCAAACACAACGGGUUUGAGAAGCAUAACUGUGGUCACUAUGAAGAUGCUGGUGUCACAUGUGAAGAGCCACAGACUAUCCCUGUGCCUACCCUUGUGUGUGGGAACAGCCUUAUUGAGGUGGGUCUUCCAAAAGUCCUCAAAGGCUCAAAUCCUUUGAACACCACAUCCGGACACCUGGCCGACCCUCGAUGUGCCGGUUACGUGGAGAACGACGGCACCGUGUGGUAUCAGGUGGACCGCAGAGGAGCCGUCUGUGGAAACGUACUGAGGAUAAACAGCACCCAUGCUGUGUACUCCAACACAUUGUUCAUUUACCCUUCUGGAAACAUCCUUUUCUCUCUUCCCACUGCCUUCCCUUUUUCCUGUGUGUAUCCCCUGGAUUCAGAGAUCAGCAUGGAUAUAGCCAUUAGGCCUUACCUAGCGAUGCAGGAGAUGGGGUUGGUCGGUGUAGGCACUGGGGCUCAGGCUUCCAUGUCUCUGUACCACAGUGACUCUUUUACCCAGGCGUACCCUCCCGGGGCCAUCACGCUGCCUGUGGGUGCUGCUUUGCAUGUGGGUGUGACAGUGAAGGAGGUAGAGGCAGAGCGGUUUGCUGUGAUCCUCGACGACUGUUACGCCACACACAAUGCUAAUCCUGAUGACCCUGAACGUCAUUAUUUAAUUCAGAACAGGUGUCCUAGUGACCGUCGCCAGGUGACGAUAGUUCAAACAGGGGUUUCUCUGGAGGCACGCUUUACUGCGCUUCUCUUCCUGUAUCAGGAAAAGUACGAUGACAUCUUCCUGCACUGCAGCUUCACUCUGUGUGACCGCAGGACAAACUCCUGCUCAGGGACAUGUCUCACAAGAACAUCCCGGUCCAUUAGUGGGAAGCAGGUCCUCACCAUGGGUCCAAUUACCUGUCUCAUUGUGAUAUUCUCAUCGACACGCUUCUAA
Chanos chanos (milkfish) is the source of this 2115-nucleotide messenger RNA. Its product is annotated as uromodulin-like. Gene Ontology annotation, molecular function: calcium ion binding. NCBI's taxonomy places the organism in Eukaryota, Metazoa, Chordata, Actinopteri, Gonorynchiformes, Chanidae. The coding region runs from base 1 to 2115 and encodes 704 amino acids. Gene Ontology annotation, cellular component: membrane. The transcript is spliced from 10 exons. The record is from RefSeq and is a predicted model, not a curated record.